Archocentrus centrarchus (flier cichlid) is the source of this 407-nucleotide messenger RNA. RefSeq names its product NADH:ubiquinone oxidoreductase subunit B1 (gene ndufb1). The record is from RefSeq and is a predicted model, not a curated record. Gene Ontology annotation, cellular component: respiratory chain complex I; mitochondrion. Bases 95 to 271 code for a protein of 58 amino acids. Lineage: Eukaryota; Metazoa; Chordata; Actinopteri; Cichliformes; Cichlidae. The transcript has 3 exons.
GAUCACGUCCCAUGUUUACAGUUGGUAGAGUCCGAUGUCCUUCGGUUGGUGAAUGAGGUGCUGAAGGCCGCGGCUGGUGUAAACAGAAGCAACCAUGGUGAACUUGGCAACCUUUGCCCGGGAGUACUGGGCACACAUAUUUGUCCCCAUGGGCUUUGUUAUUGGAUGGUACCUUGACAGACAACAGGACCAGAAGCUGACUGCUUGCAGAAACAAGAGUGCUUUGUACAAAAGGGAGCUGAAGCCUGGUGAGGAGGUGACCUGGAGGUAGACUACCCUUUGCUUGGAAAGCCUGUGUCCUGUGGUGUGAACGAUUAAUCGGCGUCUUCAAAUCAAUAUUUAAGAAGACUCCUGUACCUCUGUUUUUGAGUUGUAUCAACCAAUAAUAAAGAUGCCAUUCAUCACAA